AUGAAUCGAAAUGAAGAUGAGACAAAUAAACUAUUCCAAGAAAUCAGAAAUGAGGUUAUUGAUUUUACAACUUCAAAUUUCUUGACUUAAAUAGUUGAGAAAUAUCAAAAUUAAGAAAACUUGUGCUUUUAGGAAAAUAAGGGGAAUAGUUUUGAAUUUGUGAAGUGUAAAUUAUUGAUAAAUAUGCAAGGCAUGAUGAAUUUCUAAAAAAGAUAAAGUAAGGAAGAAAAGAAAAUGGAGUUUAAAAUUAAUUACUUGAAAAAUGAAAUUGCUGAAUGUCUCAACAUAAACGAAAGAAGUUAGUGUCAAUAAUCAGCUAUCAAUAAUAUUCUGCAGAUCCAAUAGGACUUUUUAAAGACUCUUGAAUUAACAUCCAAAAACUAAUGA
Molecule: messenger RNA, 387 nt
Organism: Paramecium tetraurelia
Lineage: Eukaryota; Ciliophora; Oligohymenophorea; Peniculida; Parameciidae
Exons: 1
Source: RefSeq, a predicted model, not a curated record